This is a messenger RNA of Polychytrium aggregatum, 1052 nucleotides long. RefSeq lists its product as uncharacterized. Bases 131 to 949 code for a protein of 272 amino acids. The transcript is spliced from 6 exons. Lineage: Eukaryota; Fungi; Chytridiomycota; Chytridiomycetes; Polychytriales. The record is from RefSeq and is a predicted model, not a curated record.
GUCGCAUGUUAUCAAGACAAUCAAGCAGCGGCAGCGGACUCGGCCAGUGCAGAGACCCAUACCGAUCCAGGACACCGAAAGCAUCACAAGCUCCAGUGCGCACCAGGAGACCACCGACCAUGUCGGCAUCAUGCUCGAGAGUCAGCCAGAGUCACUUGAGAAUAUCGCAAUAUCUCCCCCUGCCCUCCCAAGCCACAAGCCGUACGAGGGCUCGAUCUUGGUUUACCCUGGCACGCUCGCAGGCGAGGAGUACCAAAGUCUGAAUCCGCUCGGCCAGCUUCUGAGGGAUGCCAUUCGCAAAGUGCACUAUGCCCUGAAUGGCCAGCAGCCGACGUGCCAUCCCGAGCUCGUCGAUCAGCUUUCCCAUUGCAUCGACCUUCAGAACCGAUUCCGCAAAAGCGCCUUGAAGGUUCAGCAAAACGCAUUUGGAAAGGUCCUCAGCAAAGAAGAGUUCGCUGCGCUCAGCAAGCCUGCUCUCCAGAGGUACUAUGAAGCGCUGGAGCAAGAACGAGACACGGAACGCGAUGCCGGAGCAGCCGCCGGACUGGAGCAGGAGCAUCUCCAAGGAUGGAGGCGUGCUGUACACUACUCCAGGGGCUUGCACGCCAGCCACGGUCUGUCGUCAAUCCAAGACAUGGUCAGCCUGGCGUUCAGCAAGCUCGAAUACGUGUUUCACGGCAGCUACGAGGACCAGUUAUCAAGCCAACUCUAUGCCCAGUCAUUCGCGGACUCGUUUGAUCGCUCGGCCCUGCUCACCCAGACUGGUGUUUGGGGCAGCACCUUCUCUAGUCCUUUGGAGCUCUGGACUCAGAUCCAGCCGGACCAAGAUACCCUGGGAAUGAGCUCGGUUGACCAGAGAGCCGAGUCUAAGCGCCGGAGCAAGCGCGACCAGUUUUUUCGGCGAAUGAACGCCCUUCAGGAUCAGUUCGCAAGCGAAAUCACGUUUUAGUGGGGAGAGUGGACCAAGUUCAAGAGACGCCCUUCGGGUCUGCGGAUGUCGGACAUCAUGACUAGUGCUGGCUGGCCCGAACUGCAGCUUCGGCAGGAUUUGA